CUCCCUCCGCCGGCGGCUUUAGUCAGCCAGCCUGCAGCCCGCAGCCCGCGAGCCGCAGAGGGCCGGAGCCUCGGACACCGCCGCCGCCGCCGCCUGCCAUUGUUCGUCCGGCUGAAGCUGCGGCUGGCGCGGGAGCCCCGGGCCGGAGCCACGGGGACAUCAUGACAACAGAGAAGAGUGUAGUGGUUGAAGCUGAGAAUUCUCAGCACCAUCAACAGAAGGAAGAAGGUGAGGGAGCCACAAACUCAGGACAAGAAACUCAGCUGGAAGAAGCUUCCCAACCGGCAGCUGAGGGCAGUAAUCAGUGUGAGCAGAAGCUGAAAGCAUCCAAUGGGGACACUCCGACACAUGAAGACUUGACUAAGAACAAGGAACGGACGUCAGAAAGCAGAGGCCUGUCACGACUGCUUUCCUCAUUCCUCAAAAGGCCUAAGUCUCAGGUUUCUGAAGAAGAAGGCAGAGAAGUAGAGUCAGAUAAAGAAAAAGGUGAAGGCGGUCAGAAGGAGAUAGAAUUUGGAACCAGCCUUGAUGAAGACGUCAUUUUAAAGGCUCCUAUUGCAGCUCCUGAACCUGAACUCAAAACAGAUCCGUCUCUGGAUCUUCAUUCAUUAAGCAGUAUAGAAACUCAGCCAGCUCAGGAAGAACACCGAGAGGAUCCAGAUUCUGAAACAAAGGAAGGAGAAGGGAUUGAAGAGUGCUCCAGGGCAGGCGUGAAGGAGGAGCCUGAGUCAAAAGCAGAAAGAGAGCCCGAGGCUUCGCAGAAGCCCGUCCGGAGACAUAGAGACAUGCACUGCAAGGUCUCCUUGUUGGAUGACACAGUCUUUGAGUGUGUGGUGGAGAAACAUGCUAAGGGACAGGAUUUGCUUAAGCGAGUUUGUGAGCACCUCAAUCUGUUGGAAGAAGACUACUUUGGUUUAGCUAUUUGGGAUAGUGCAACCUCUAAGACAUGGCUGGAUUCUGCCAAAGAAAUAAAAAAGCAAGUUCGAGGUGUUCCGUGGAAUUUCACAUUUAACGUGAAGUUUUAUCCACCAGACCCAGCACAGUUAACUGAAGACAUAACAAGAUACUAUUUAUGUCUCCAGCUUCGGCAGGACAUCGUUGCUGGACGGCUGCCCUGUUCCUUUGCAACCUUAGCCCUCCUCGGCUCUUACACCAUCCAGUCUGAACUGGGAGACUAUGACCCAGAACUGCAUGGCGUGGAUUAUGUUAGUGAUUUUAAACUGGCCCCAAAUCAGACCAGGGAACUUGAAGAGAAAGUCACGGAGUUGCAUAAAUCCUACAGGUCCAUGACUCCAGCUCAGGCUGACUUGGAAUUUCUUGAGAAUGCCAAAAAGUUGUCCAUGUAUGGAGUUGAUCUUCACAAAGCAAAGGACUUGGAGGGAGUGGAUAUUAUCCUUGGAGUCUGCUCUAGUGGCCUUUUGGUUUACAAAGAUAAGUUGAGAAUUAACCGUUUUCCUUGGCCCAAAGUGCUAAAGAUUUCUUAUAAACGUAGCAGUUUUUUCAUCAAGAUCCGGCCUGGAGAGCAAGAACAAUAUGAAAGUACCAUUGGCUUCAAGCUUCCCAGUUACCGAGCAGCUAAGAAAUUAUGGAAAGUGUGUGUGGAGCAUCAUACGUUUUUCAGACUCACCUCUACAGACACCAUUCCCAAAAGUAAAUUUCUUGCCCUGGGAUCUAAAUUUCGGUACAGUGGCCGGACUCAAGCACAGACCAGGCAAGCCAGUGCUCUGAUUGACAGGCCCGCCCCACACUUUGAGCGGACAGCAAGCAAACGGGCCUCCAGGAGCCUUGACGGAGCAGCAGCUGCUGAGUCCGCAGACCGAAGUCCUAGGCCCACGUCUGCACCAGCCAUUGCUCAGAGUCAGGUCACAGAAGGGCCGGGCGUCAAAAAGACCCCGAAGGAGGCAGCGAAGGCUGAAGUGAAGGGGGAAGAAGAGCCGUCUGAGCAGGCUGAGCCAGAGCCCACAGAAGCGUGGAAGGUGGAAAAACCCCACACCGAGGUCACAGUACCUACCUCAAAUGGUGACCAAACACAGAAGCUUGCAGAAAAGCCUGAAGAGCUGAUAAGAAUGAGGAAGAAAAAGAGAGAGAGACUAGAUGGUGAAAACAUUUAUAUCAGACAUAGCAAUUUAAUGUUGGAGGAUUUAGACAAGAGUCAAGAAGAAAUAAAAAAGCAUCAUGCCAGCAUCAGUGAGCUGAAAAAGAACUUUAUGGAAUCGGUACCCGAACCACGACCUAGCGAGUGGGACAAGCGCUUAUCCACACACUCACCCUUCCGAACUCUUAACAUCAAUGGGCAAGUCCCUACUGGAGAUGGAGUGAAGAAAACUUCUACCCUCCCCUCGGAAAGAAAGGUUGGUGGGCCAGAGACACAGGAACAUGCUCUGUUAGUACAGGGUGAAGAGAAAACUAAAAGGCCAGAGAGAUCCACUGAGAGAACCUUGCCCCAGCAAGAAAAUGAAGAGAUUGCUCCCAAGGUUUCUAUUCCAAUCCCCGAGGAACACAAGGCUCUCAAAAAGUGCCUCCUCUACUCUAGUCCUUUCCCGUCUCCUCGUAUUCCUUUCAUGAUGUCUUUUCUCCUGGUCCUUGCACUGGCUGUUUGGUGGUUGAUCUUUCUAUGAUUGGAAAACAGGGUGCUCAUCUGACAUGUCAAGACCAAAACCAGUGAACUCCUAUCUGUGGCUUCAAAUGUGUAAUUGCCUACAUCAUGCCUCUGAUCUUGAUCCUUCACUGUUAUAGAGACCUUUUGUGGUCAUGUUUCCUGUCCAAUAAUAAAAUGUGGAUCUUUGGAGAGUUCAUGUUGUGAGGAAAAAGAAGUAGCAAUGGAUUGUCCAAGCCAGCGUGCCUGCCCUGAAGUCAACACAUUUAGGCAAAUCAGAUUGAGGUGCAUGGCAGGUGGUACUCACCCAAAAGCCACCCUGCAUGCUCUUACUGUGGACUGCUGCUGGGUCCCCCUUUUCUGUGUCUCACAGAGGCUGGGACACUCUGAAAACAUUGGAUGGAUGAACUCUUUUCCCAGUCUCCUAGAGCCAUUUAUGCGGCAUGGGCUCUGUAGUUUAAGAAGAAAUUCAACUUCCCAACCUUUCAAAAGCCUUAAAAUGAUAGAUUUCAUCCCCAAAUCCAUAACCACUCUUUUUCUUGGAGUGUGGAGUCAGUACAUACAAAGGCCUUUUCUGGAAGGGGCUGUGACACCUGUGGCCUUUUUGUCGGUGUGUAUGAGCUGUCCAGGAUAGACGACUGUAUCCUGCCUGCUGCGCAGAAGCAUCAUGCAGUGGUUAAAUGCUGUCUUUUCAUACACAGAGCUGAUUUGGUUUAGGGAAAUGGUGCUGGUGUCCCUAGGCCUCCAGCCAGGGCUGAAAAUUUCAGACUACCUACCUUUAAAAGUCCUGGAGUCCAGGUUAACUCAAGAUCUGUAUGUAAACACACUUUUCUCUAAACGAAAAUACUGUCAUUUCCUAUGGCUUAAGUAAUUAUUGCUAGAAGCAAUAUUUAGCUGUUAAAAUGAGCUUAAAAGAUACUUUGUUUCCUUGUACUUCACACUUGUGUGGAGAUCAGCUGUUUCUAAUUAUUAGCCUUGCGAGCUAAGCUUCUAUUAUGACACGUGUCCAGUUUGCAUGUUGAUUGUGAGGCUUCCCUGAAGUAACAGUGAGCACACCCUUCUCGGAGCACCACUUGGAUGCCUAAAAUGGUGGGUUUUUACCUUACUAUUAACCUUGCAUGAUGUUGCUUGCUUGCUAUGGCAUUUGAAUGCAUCAAUCUGGACGAAUUGUUAGCUUCACAAACUCUAUCUUGGACUCUGAAUUACUAGGGUCAUCACAUUGAGACUACUAUAUUUUGUGUUACUUCUUAAGGCUUUUUGAUCAAUGAAAUUUCUAAAGAUGAAUUUUGCCUUUGAAACAAUGGAGGGGAAGGGAAAGAGAGAGAGAAACAGUUAAAGCAAAGAUUUUGUUGUUGCUCUUCGAUGCUCACUAGUAUUGAUCUGUUGUCUCGACAGACAUGAUUAUCUGAUAUUUAUUGAAAACUGUCAUGGUACUCUGUCAAUAUUGGAGUUUAAAAGAAAACAAAGAACUGGAAAAAAUAAGCAAGGGCCAGGCUAGAUUAAAAAAAAAAUGAAUGUAUAUGGUUUGUGUCACAAGGUGUUAUGUCUAUUUAUAACAAAUGUUUUGUAAAUAAGCAUAUUUGUUGAUUCACUCGUAAGAAAAGAGGGAUUGCAAAGUCACCUGAAGUACUGUAAAACUGCUUUGCAAGGCAGAACGUGAUAAUCAUAAGGAUGCCCUUUAUCUGUGAAACAGAUGUGCGAUCUCCUUAAUGAAAUAACAAGUGAAACUAGCAUUGGUUAUGUUAUUGUCAGUCUUUUUUUAGGAAUUAAAAGGAAAAUAAUCUUAAAAUUUUAUCAGUACUUUUGUAACUUUCAAAUUAUAUUUCCUAAAGUUCCAGUUUUCAUCACUGUACACAACUUUUUAUUAAUUAUUGUAAAUGCCACCCUGAAUUUUGUUUCCUUUUAUAUUGGAAUUAUUUCAAAUCCAUUAAAAGUUUAGUGUGAGCCAGUGGUGCUGUUGCGUGUUCUGAGGUGUGACAAGGAUCCUCAGAGAUCUUUGCUGACAAAGAAGCCAUUUCUCAUUAGUGAGGCUGCUAAGAGGGGACGCCAGACCCUUCUACUGAACAAGCUGACUCCCACGGCUCAAGAGAUAGACCUGUCAUAGCUAGGAGAGGACAGACACCGGCUCUUCCAGCCCUGGAUGAUCUCAGGUUGACGCUCCAGGACUUGUACCUGAAGCUGCAAACAGCUUUACUUCCUUCCCCACUUCACUCUGUUCUCAGUACGGCGGGCGUUCCAAUGACUAGGGAUCGCUUUGCCCUGGGUCGGCUUCUUCAUGGCAGAUCCAUAAGUAAUUUGAACUAAAGAUAUCUAUACGACCUGUGUAAAGUCUUCGAUUUUUGCCUUGUUUUCCCGUGGGUCACUUCUAGAGUGACUUGAGGAAAUCACUUAACUAUUUGGUGCCCAUAUUUCCAGCUAGGACCUUUCAGACAAAUCUACCUCAUGAGAUGGACCUGCAGCAUGUUUCAGAAACUGAUGAUGGUUCCAUCCUCAGUCUUUGAGGGACUAGGAAGAUAGAAUUCAAGGAAAAAACAGACAUACAUGAGCCUCUUGAGAUUCUUAUUUCUGGAAGUAAGCAAACAGCCAUGUUUAUUUCUGUCUGUUUCUGGUUGAUAUUUGACCAAGCACUUAAAACUAAUGAAGUUAAAAAUGCCUUUUUUUUAUGCUAAAUUUAUCUGUCUUUUAAUAAAUUCAGAUGGUAUUCUUCGAGUAGAGUGUACUUGGGAAUAGGCCCAGCUUCUUUAUUUUAGACCUGUUUUUUAGCUGUUUGCUUAUGGCUAGCAUUUGUAGUAUGAAGUAGAUUCCAUUUGCAAGUUUACAACUUUGUUUACAUUGUUAGUAGAAACUUUAAGGGGACUGACUGUUGAUCAAGAGUAGACUGGAGUCACCUCUGGAGCUAUCCUGCUGUCAUCAGAGAACCUAGGGGCCUCUUAAGUCACUUCUGUGGAUAAUCCCAUGGGUCAGUCUCUACCGUUAAGAUUCAGUUGUUUUUAGAGCUUAUUACCAAUAAGAGUGUAUACUUACACUUCACCCAGUGGCCAUUUGUUUAGAAAAGACAAAACCACAGUGAACUACUGUCUUGCUGUUGCUCCACAGAACCCUGUACACAGCGGCCCUCCUUCCCUUUACACUUCAUACAGAUGAUAAAAUCCUGAACUUUACGGUGUUCUCCACAGAGAAACUUCACUUUUUUAUUACACCCUAACUACCCACUCCACGGUGUUUGUGACACUAGCUGAGGCAGCUCCUUUUAGUCUCUGGUCUGCUCUGUGGGACUCCUUCAGCUCCUCCUCUACAGUCCUCUGUGGUGUUAGUGGGCCUGCUCUCCUCCUGCCACUGCACUGCAGCAGAUAGAGAAACCAACCCACGGGUGUUGGGCUGGGAAAAGGCGGCCAAAUGGUUAUGAAGGUCUACACUUGGGGUUAGCCUAGGAGAGGACAAGGGUGACUAUGAUCCCCAGGGUUAAAUUCAGGGGGAUUUUACUUGGUAAAUAAAAUUCCUGUUACCACUGCUCCUUAUUUCCACAGGUCUAAAACACAGGCUGAAAAUGAAAUUUUAAUAAUAGUUUAACUGUAUGACAAGAUGGCAGCUUAUUGAAACAUGUUUCUUCUCAUCUUUUGUGACUGAUAUCCUAGGUGGUUUCAGUGUCUUUUCAUUUACCAUACAUAAUUAGAAUCCUCUUUGGGGUAAAUAAUAGUUAAGUCUAGGAUUAAAAAGAGGGAAGAGCAUAGAAUCCCAGCUAUCUUUUAUGGUCCCUAGAUCAAUAAAGGCAGUUAGCCUCUCAAAGUUUGCUUCUCUGCUGUCUCUUUAAAGAAAAGGGGGUAUAGCUCAGUCACAGAGUGUGUGCUUAGCAUUCCUGAGGCCCUGGUUUGAUCCCCAGGGUAAUGAGAAACAG
This is a messenger RNA of Peromyscus leucopus (white-footed mouse), 6491 nucleotides long. It is a transcript of the gene Epb41, whose product is annotated as erythrocyte membrane protein band 4.1. Gene Ontology annotation, molecular function: actin binding; structural molecule activity. Gene Ontology annotation, cellular component: cytoskeleton; plasma membrane. The coding region runs from base 162 to 2618 and encodes 818 amino acids. NCBI's taxonomy places the organism in Eukaryota, Metazoa, Chordata, Mammalia, Rodentia, Cricetidae. The transcript has 18 exons. Gene Ontology annotation, biological process: cortical actin cytoskeleton organization. The record is from RefSeq and is a predicted model, not a curated record.